This is a messenger RNA of Arvicola amphibius (Eurasian water vole), 2976 nucleotides long. RefSeq lists its product as uncharacterized. The record is from RefSeq and is a predicted model, not a curated record. The transcript has 3 exons. NCBI's taxonomy places the organism in Eukaryota, Metazoa, Chordata, Mammalia, Rodentia, Cricetidae. The coding region runs from base 225 to 2726 and encodes 833 amino acids. Gene Ontology annotation, molecular function: GTPase activity; GTP binding. Gene Ontology annotation, cellular component: endoplasmic reticulum membrane. Gene Ontology annotation, biological process: cellular response to interferon-beta; defense response.
UCUGGAAGGAAAUCUGGGCAGAUCAGCUUUUGCUUUCCAGCUGUUCUGCUCUCCAAAAACACCAGAAACCCAGCACUCUGCAUUCGGUCUGCCUGCUGGACAUCCCAGCUAAGAAGAAGCCAUAGACAGCUACCCCAGCGACCUUGUUCCCAGAGAAGAGGGGACAUCACAGGAGGGUCACUCACUUCAUCACUGGGGAGCAGCACCAUCAACUGUUACCAGCCAUGGGUCAGACCUCCUCUUCUACACCCCCUCAGAAGGAGGAGCCUGAUUUGACCUCCAGCCUUGACACAAAUCUUCAAAAUUUCAAGAUGGAAACCAAGAUCCUGUCUCAGGAAUUAACCACCUUGAUUGGAUCAUACCUAGAGGACGGGAACCUGCGGGGAACAGUUUCUGCCAUCAGAGAUGCUCUGAGUGACAUUGAGAAAGCCCCACUGAACAUCGCAGUGAUGGGGGAGAUUGGGGCUGGAAAAUCCAGUCUCAUCAAUGCUCUACAGGGAGUGGGGCCUGAUGAAGAGGGUGCGGCUGCUUCCACCGGAGUGAUAUGUACCACCACUGAGAGAAAACCAUACCCAUACUCCAAGGUUCCCAGUGUGACACUAUGGGACCUUCCAGGCAUCGGGUCCACUGCCUUCCAACCACAUGAUUAUCUGAAGAAAAUCAAGUUUGAGGAGUAUGACUUCUUCAUUAUUGUCUCUUCUGGACGCUUUAAACACAAUGACGCAGAACUAGCCAAAGCCAUCGUGCAAGUGAAUAGGCAUUUCUAUUUUGUUCGAACCCACACAGACAAUGAUCUAAUGACUCAAAAACAGUUUAGUCCUCAGAGAUUCAAUAGAGAGAACACCUUAAAGCAGAUUCGAAAUUCCAUCUCAAGUAUACUUAAGGAAGUGACCCAACAGGAGUCUCCAGUCUUCUUAGUCUCUAACUUUGAUGUGUCUGAUUUUGACUUCCCAGAGCUGGAGACCACCCUUCUGAGGGAGCUCCCAGCCCACAAACGUCACAUCUUCAUGCUCACUUUGUCAGUUGUUACGCAGUCUUUCAUAGACCAGAAGAGGGACACAUUGAAACAGGAGGUCUGGAAGAAAUCUGUAAUGCCAAGAGCAUGGGUUGCCAUACCAUUUAAGGGCUUGACCAAAAAUGACAUAGAGAAGUUGGAAGAGACUUUGAACCUCUGCAGAUCCUCCUUUGGCCUGGAUGAGGCAUCCCUGGAAAACAUCGCUGAGGAUUCGCACGUGGCCCUGGAUGAACUCAAGGAGAACAUUAAGUCUCCACAUUUGCUCUCAGAAGAGCAGGGUAAAUCCUUAACAGAUAAACUUUUGGAGUACAUUAGCCAUCCUUACUUUUCAAAGACUUUCCACUUGCACAAUUUCUUCAUUGACACCGUGGCAAAUGAUGUUAAAAUUCUCCUUAGCAAAGAAGAGCUUUUCACAGAGAGGCAUCUUCUCCUGGAAACAGCUGCAUGCAAGCCUUCCAGACCCUCUCCUUCAACGGCUCAGCUUUUGGCAUCCAGCUUUGAAAAUUUUUUUAAGAACUUCAAGAAGGAAAGUAAAAUCCUCUCUGAGGAAACCACUGCCUUGAUUGAAUCCCACCUGGAGAAUAAGAACCUCCCGGGAGCGGUUUCUGCAAUCAGCAGUGCUCUGAGAAACAUCAACAGAGCCCCACUGAACAUCGCAGUGACGGGAGAAACAGGGGCAGGCAAAUCCAGCUUUAUCAAUGCCCUGAGGGGAGUGCGGGAUGAAGAAGAAGGCGCAGCUCCCAUUGGGGUGGUAGAGACAACCAUGGAGAGAACUCCAUACCCCCACCCAAAGCUUCCCCAGGUAACAAUAUGGGACCUGCCUGGCAUUGGGUCCACAUCCUUCUCUCCCGAAAACUACCUAGCGGAAAUGAAGUUUGGUGAGUAUGACUUCUUCAUUAUCAUCUCGGCUACACGCUUCAAAGACAUUAAUGCACAUCUGGCCAAAGCCAUCGCCAAGAUGAAUACAAAGUUCUACUUUGUCCGAACCAAGAUAGAUCAAGAUAUAAGUAAUGAACAGAGGAGUAAACCUAAGACUUUCAAUAGGUACCGUGUCAUUAAAAAAAUCCGAGAUGAAUGUUCAAAGCAUCUGCAGAAGACUCUUUCCAGUGAGCCCCCACUCUUCUUGGUUUCUAGCUUUGAUGUGUCCGACUUUGACUUCCCAGAGCUGGAGACCACCCUACUGAGAGAGCUCCCAGCCCACAAGCGCCAUAUCUUCAUGCUAUCCUUGCACAGUGUUACUGAGACUGCCAUUGACCGGAAGAGGGAUUUCCUGAAACAGAAGAUCUGGCUGGAGGCCUUGAAGGCAGGUGCUUGGGCUACCAUUCCAUUUGGGGGCUUGGUCCAGAAGGUAGAGGAGACCUUGGACCUCUACAGGUCUUACUUUGGCCUGGAUGAUGCCUCACUGGAAAAUAUUGCCAAGGAUUUUAAUGUGUCUGUUAAUGAAAUCAAAGCACACCUUAAGUCUUUCCAUUUGCUAACAAGGACCAAUGACAUGUCCUUAGAAGAAAAACUAUGGAAAUACAUUGAAUAUAUUUCCUCUGUUACUGGGGGGCCACUUGCCACAGGCCUUUACUUUAGAAAGACUUUCUAUUUGAAAAAUCUCUUCAUUGAUACCGUGUCAGGUGAUGCCAAGACUCUUCUCAAUAAGGAGUUUUUAUCUGAGAAGCUGACUGACCCCCCAGAAUACUGGGAAGCAGCGAUGGAGCUAUGAAGCACUUACCUUCAGGCUGGCUUUGGCCACUGACUUAUGAGCUACUUUGAAGCAGCAAACAUUUUCUAUGGAAGACCAGAGGAUUCACCUCUUUCAGAGACUGUGGCAGCUGAAGAAGAGUCAUCAACAGUGUAAAAACCCAGUGUAAAAAGCUGUCUCCCACUAAAAUAUCAUGAUGAAAACACACAGGUGUAUACAAGUGACUUGUAAUAUCCUUCUGAAAUUAAACUUGGGUCUUUUGUCUCAUGGA